UUGCCGCCAAUUCUGAGCAGUCGACGCACAGAGUCGUUUGCGUGCGUACGUUGUUAGCGACACAAUUCAACGCAGUUGUGAAACAGCAGUCAUUGAAUAUUACGAUCCGCGUUUAACGCUUUACUACAAUAUUUUUAUCGUUUCAUUAAUAAUCAAAGAUAUAAAGUGGAAUGUGCUUAUGAAGUUAUUGCAACAGAAGUGUUUAGUGCAGUUGUAAAUGUUCAAAUGAUUAGAAAAAUUGGAUUAUCUCAUGACAACAGUUCAAACAUCGCAAUUUAUUCAUACACAGAUGACCUACGUUUGCAAAUGUUUAUGAGCCACCACAAGCUCUGGUGCCCGCUCUAGCAUAAAAAUGUAUUAUGCUUAUCAAAUUUAGACCGGUUCUUUAAAUCGCAACGCAGUUUCGCAGUUUAAUUACGAUAUCUAGAAGAUAAUACGCGCUGGUUACUGCCGCGGCUGCAGGCCACCCUGCGCCAUCUUCCUUCACCUCGUCCGCUGUUUUACUUCACAUGAGGUGGGGAAGUGUGGCGUGCACUUUGCUGCUCGCCAUUAUAGCGAUUGUUUCAGGUAUAAAUACUACACACGAUGAGUUCUCGCUAGCAGUGACAGCAUGUGUUGCUGGCGACGGGAAAGAUGCCGCACCGGCCUUAGCCGAGCUUGCCGCAUUGACAUUACGAAGAGCCGGCAUCAAAGCCCACGCAGUUCCUCCCCCUAUUACGUGCAUAUCACCAUCCCGAGCUGACUCAUAUUCUUGCCGCAAAUCUGUCCUUGCAGAAUUAGGACAAGCUAGACUUCACGUAGCUAUGCUAUCAGUGCCAGCAGCUAGUGUCCCAGAAGCAUGGUUGCUACGUGGUACGGGUUUCGAUGAUUUGGGUGAUGUUACGCCACCUACACGAAGAGUGUGUGUCGCAUCACCACCAGCACGAUCUCUUUUAGAUUUAGCGGAUAGUAAUGUAGCGCAGAAAUAUCAUAUAUCACCAAAUGAAAUAGCCGUGGUGCUAGGAUCUCAAACUCUAGAUAAUACGUCUUCGAAGUAUAAAUCCAUUGAACCCUUGACAAUAUUGGAACCACAAUGGUGUAAUGGAAAUACCACCUGUGCAACAUUAUUCACUAGUGACGACGGAGAGGCGAAACUCUUACAUUCAGUUGUUAAAAAUAAUAAUCUCCGAGCAUCAGUUGUUCCACUAGGAAUUAAUUUACACCGAAUUACACCAAUUUUCGGAAACAGGUCCCUGAUUUGCGACUGGACUGAGCAUUUCAAAGCACCAUACCUUCAACUUGGACCGCCGCCAUGUGGUGGUAUUGAUCCAGAUUGGUGCUCUUUCGAAAGUCGACGUUUGGUUAAAUGGAUUAACACAACGGCUUUAGCAAGAUCCCCAGCUGCGUUACGAAUUAUGACUCGGUUCCGGAUAAAUCUUUUUGAAUUGCAAGAACUGGCGGAGAAAAAAAGACAAAUUGGAACGGAAGCAGCCGCGCUAGACUUUUUGACAGCCCAUCCUACUCGAGGGAAUUCUCGUCAACUACGAGUCGUGGUAUUCUUACCAGUUGCAACCAUACGUGAAGUGUAUGACUCCUCAGCACUGGCUGCCGCUGCAGCAUUAGCUGAUAGAGACCUAGAAGAUAUAUUUCCUGGAAUAGCAUUUUUUAAAGUUCAAACAUACGACGACCGUUGCAACGCAGCGGAAGCGUAUAAAUACUUAAUAGAUGCAUUAGGAACUGGGGAGUAUGAUACUCUGACCGCGGCUGUGGGUCCAGCUUGCGGGGCGCCCUUUGCCGAUGUGGUUAGACAGGGCCCAGCACACGGUCUCCCUGCGCUAGCAUACACAGCACAGUCACCUCCAGCUCCUCCAGCGGCUCCAAUAGCUUUAUUAGCUGCCGGAGAUGCUAGAACUCCAGCUGAAGCUAUUUCUGCUUUGAUGGGGUCUUUGGGCUGGAGACGUGUCGUCUCAUUGAGUGAGGCGUCGACCCAUUCAGCUCUUGCCACGGCCAGUCUGGGUGUAGACUUCGUAGUCCAUUUGGAACUGCCGGAUGAUCGUUUGGAAAAUGAUCCGGCUAUUUUUGCACAGUGGGCAGAUCGAGCCGCACGUACAAACGGAAGAAUAAUCUACAUCUGCGUAGAAGACGCGAGGGCAGUACGUCGAGCUCUAUGCGCCGGCCACAAAUCCGGUCUAACCCCCAGGAAUGGAGCUGUCUGGAUCCUCCCCUCCACACUUCCCCCCACUUGGGACAUACCUACGGAAUCCGAUACGUGUUCCGCGGAGGAAAUCGCAGAAAUGGCCAUGGGACAUAUUUCCGUGGCUCCUGAUUGGUUGAUGCCGUGGUUGGAAGAUGAGGUCUCAAACAAAACUGUAUCAGAGGAAAAUGAAGCUUGGAAAUCGCGGUGGCGUGAAGCUUGUACAUGGCUUAAAGUGGAUUGCAAGAAUCCUGGACCACAUGCAGUAUUAUUGUAUGAUACGUUACGGCUAUGGGCUAGUACACUGAAACAACUAAUCGCUGAUACACCCACUGCGCUGAAUGAUCUACAUGAACCAAAUCUUAUUAGAACGUUAUUGGCAAAUGCAACAGCAUCAGAGUAUGUUGGACUAACUGGCAAAUUUGAAUGGACUAAACUCGGAGGUGACAACGGCGCAGUAUACGCCCGAACCUCACCUCUUAUCAUUUACCAAUGGGAUGGUCACCAACGGCGGAAAAUCGCCCGCUGGUCAAACAACAAACUCGAAUUCGAAAGUUCUUUGAAAUGGUACACCGCAGAUGGUCACGUCCCAGAUGAUGGCCAUGAAACAUGUGCCCUGCAAUCAUUAGCUGAUGCAUUCCGGAUAGAAUGCCGCACUGCGUCCAUUCUCCUUGCAUCAUCAUUGUUAGCAUUUACAGUGACUCUACUAACAGCUCUGGUAAUAUAUUGUAAACGUCGCGCUGAGAAAAAGUAUCGCGCGAAAUUAGAAGCUUUGACGUUACGAAGACUAACAGUCGGGAAAACAGUAGGUUUGGAUCCGUGGGAGAUCCCCCGAGAGCGAGUAGUUAUCAAUCGAAAGCUAGGUAUGGGGGCAUUUGGAACAGUUUAUGGUGGUCACGCGUUAUUAGCUGAAGAUCGAGGUUGGACGGCCGUGGCAGUGAAAACUCUCAAAGCCGGUGCUAGUAAUGAAGAAAAGGUUGACUUUCUGUCUGAGGCAGAAGCUAUGAAACGCUUCGAUCACAAGAACGUUGUACGUCUACUGGCUGUCAUAACGAAGACCGAACCUGUUUGUACAGUAAUGGAAUUCAUGUUAUAUGGAGAUCUGAAGAAUUACCUUCUAGCUAGACGGCAUUUAGCCAACGCCGAUAGCAGUGACGAUCCAGAAGAACAGGUGUCAGCUAGACGCUUAACUGGGAUGGCUUUGGACGUGGCUAGAGCACUGUCCUAUCUUGCUCAAAUGAGAUACGUGCAUAGAGACGUAGCAGCUAGGAAUUGUCUAGUGAGUGCAAGACGGGUUGUGAAAUUGGCAGAUUUCGGAAUGACAAGACUUGUUUUUGAGAAUGAUUAUUAUAGAUUUAGCAGGAAAGGAAUGUUACCAGUUAGAUGGAUGGCACCAGAAAGUCUGGCAUUCGGGAUAUUCUUACCAGCUUCAGAUGUGUGGUCAUUUGGGGUAUUGUUGUAUGAAAUAGUCACGUUUGGGUCGCUGCCAUAUCAAGGACUGAGUAACAGUGAAGUAUUGGCGAAAGUGAAAGCGGGACAGACUAUCGCUUUGCCGGCGGGAUUGAAACCACAGUUAGAGGGGCUCAUAAAAUCCUGCUGGCAGGCGGAAUACAAAGCCCGUCCCACCGCGUCAGAAGUUGCCGCAUUCAUAGCGGACACCCCACGACUGCUGACACCCUGCCUCGAUGUUCCGCUGGACGCACUCACCCUUGAUGCUGACUCUUGGCGGCUACCGAAAGAGAUUGCUGAUGCUCGGUGGGUGUCCUGGGCAGCUCCUGCAUCAGCGACCACAGACACCACGUACCUUAGUACAGAUGGACCGAGGGAAAACGAUAGGUUUCUUCCAUAGAAUUAGCGCAUUAGUUCUGUAAAUGAGAAUUCUAGA
Molecule: messenger RNA, 4058 nt
Organism: Zerene cesonia (dogface butterfly)
Lineage: Eukaryota; Metazoa; Arthropoda; Insecta; Lepidoptera; Pieridae
Exons: 12
Coding region: 510-4022 (1170 amino acids)
Biological process (GO): protein phosphorylation; multicellular organism development; cell surface receptor protein tyrosine kinase signaling pathway
Cellular component (GO): signaling receptor complex
Molecular function (GO): ATP binding; transmembrane receptor protein tyrosine kinase activity
Source: RefSeq, a predicted model, not a curated record